Molecule: messenger RNA, 734 nt
Organism: Tupaia belangeri chinensis (Chinese tree shrew)
Lineage: Eukaryota; Metazoa; Chordata; Mammalia; Scandentia; Tupaiidae
Gene: DTYMK
Product: deoxythymidylate kinase
Biological process (GO): dTDP biosynthetic process; dTTP biosynthetic process; dUDP biosynthetic process
Cellular component (GO): cytoplasm; cytosol; mitochondrion
Molecular function (GO): ATP binding; dTMP kinase activity; nucleoside diphosphate kinase activity
Source: RefSeq, a predicted model, not a curated record
AAAGGUCGACCGAGAUCGGCAGACUGCUGAGCGCCUACCUGGAGAAGAGGAGCGAGGUGGAGGACCACUCAGUGCACCUGCUCUUCUCUGCGAACCGCUGGGAGCGCGUGCCAUUGAUUAAAGAGAAGCUGAGCCAGGGCGUGACCCUCGUUGUGGACAGAUACGCGUUCUCCGGUGUUGCCUUCACAAGUGCCAAGGAGAACUUUUCCCUGGAGUGGUGUAAACAGCCAGAUGUGGGCCUUCCCAAGCCCGACCUCGUGCUGUUCCUGCAGCUGCAGCUGGCGGACGCAGCUGCUCGGGGGCAGUUUGGCCGCGAGCGCUAUGAGAGUGGGCCGUUCCAGGAGCGGGUGCUGCAGCGGUUCCACCAGCUCAUGGAAGACACAAGUGUGACCUGGAAGGUGGUGGACGCUUCCCGGAGCAUCGAAGAUGUUCACCAGGAGAUCCGCGUGCUCUCGGAGGAAGCCAUCCACACCGCUGCCCAGAGGCCACUCAGCGAGCUGUGGACGUGAGGGGACCUGCGGUCCAAUGGCCUGCAGAUGUGGCUUCAGGGCUGUUCCCGUGAAGAGACUACAGUGUGACUGUUCUUCCUGAGGGGUGCACAGGUGCAAGCCACCCCAGCUGCCUCCUUGUGGAAGGUGCUGGCCUCACUGUUGCUGGGGGUCACCACAGCCUCGGAAACGGCGCUCAUGUGCAGUGAGGGUCUCCUGGGCACCAAUAAAGUCGAGUUCCUAGGA